Messenger RNA from Mya arenaria, 1465 nucleotides. RefSeq lists its product as uncharacterized. The record is from RefSeq and is a predicted model, not a curated record. Bases 385 to 1020 code for a protein of 211 amino acids. NCBI's taxonomy places the organism in Eukaryota, Metazoa, Mollusca, Bivalvia, Myida, Myidae. The transcript is spliced from 4 exons.
CAGAGGGGGGCCAGCAUCUUUAGUAUUCUGGAUGUAAUACGCCUUCAUGCAUGCUCAUAGCGAGCUAGGAAACUGAGCUUCAGGAACUAGAGUUCGCGUACUUAAGUAAUCUAUUGUAGACGUGCUAUGAUUGAGCGUUACUAAAUUCAAUAUUGUGGGAAAACAUCAGGUCGGGUUUAAGUAGUAUGAAUGUGAUAUUGUAAUCGAGUGACAGUGUAGUUCCUUUAAACAUUGACCUGUUUACAGUUUACAGUGUACGUGUACGGCAUAUCAGACCUAUAACUUGACUGCACUGUGGUUCAGGUUUUAUCUCGGAUACUUGGUGGCCUUGUGGAUAGUAGUGUAUUUAUGCAUAGAGGGGGUGUAGAUUGAGAGCAGGCCGACAUGUCCGGAGAUCAUCACACCUCAGGGGAGAGGCACGGCAAACAGGCCGUUGUCCUGGCACUGGAUGGCAGCGAGCAUGCAGACUACGCAUUUGAAUGGUACAUGGAGCACCUGCACAAGUCGCACCAUUACGUUGUCCUUCUGCACGUGCCGGAGAGACACGCCUUCAUGGUCGGACCGCUAGGCGGUACGGCGGACGUGGAGUCAAUCCAGCUUAUGAUGAAGGAGGAGGAAGCGAAGGAGAAGGCCUUCCUGGAGAGACUCGCUCAGAAACUCAAGGACGGCGGGAUUGGGGGUAAGGUAAAGUCUGUGGCGGGGAAACCGGGAGAGGUGAUCGUCUCCGUGGCAGACGAGGAGCACGCCUUGUUUGUCAUUUGCGGGUCACGUGGGAAGGGCACUUUCCGGCGCACGUUCUUGGGUUCCAUCAGCGACUACGUGCUUCACCACUCGCACAUUCCCGUAUUCAUCUGCAAACACAAGGACCUGCACAAGGACCUAGUCCCACCCGGAAGUGGUUCCCCGUCCCUUAAACACAGGCUCUUGAAUUCGCCGCUCUUCCGCAGGAAAAACAAAGACUCGCCUAAAAACUCGCCCAAACUCGAUAGAAAGAAAACUGACUCGGAGUCGACUGAAUAGAUGCGGAUUUUUCCAUAAACUAUUAAUUCAUGUGGAUAUAUGCGGCGACCUGGGAUUUUAUUGAUUGAAUACUGGAGGCAACAUUCAACAUCUACAUCACAUUUUUACACCUAUGUUUUCUGUUUAGUUGAAAUGUUUUUCACAUCAGUGUAUUUAACAAUGUAUCUGUAAAGUGUUUACAGACAUAUGUGCAAUAGCUGUUCUGCUGUCAUUAUGUCGCCUUCUAACAAGUUCAUGAUACAGUGCAUAGUGUACAGUGUAUGUAUGUAAUUGAAUGGAAUUUUAGUAUUUGUAUGAAAGGCUUUACACAUAUAAAAGUUAAAAUAAUGACAGUUUUUACAAAGAGUGUCAAAAAUUCCGAGAUUUUAACUUCUAAUUGUUGGACAGCUGUGUCUGUUCAUAAAUAUGUGGGCUUUUUGGAUAUUAAAGUUAUAUUUUAAGAGAA